Oryzias latipes (Japanese medaka) is the source of this 3411-nucleotide messenger RNA. RefSeq names its product centrosomal protein of 95 kDa. Lineage: Eukaryota; Metazoa; Chordata; Actinopteri; Beloniformes; Adrianichthyidae. The record is from RefSeq and is a predicted model, not a curated record. Gene Ontology annotation, cellular component: spindle pole; centrosome.
AAUCAAAUGAAAGCUCCGUUUUGAACGAGGACUUGGAACUUCCUCUGAUUGAAACUCACAACAACGCCGACCCCUCCGGCUCCGAUCAGGAUACACGGUUUCUCCGAUAAUUGUUUGUUUUGAAGCCCCGUUGUAGCCCUUUCUGUCACUUGUUUGAUGGGAACUCAGGAUGGAGACACAAACUGGGUUGAUGUGGCAAACGACCUACUCCGCCAGUGUCACCUGAGCCUGAGGCUGAGGGACAUGACGGACUGUAAUGCAGAUGUUUUUGUGUCUCUGUACGAGAACAUCCUCGGGGAGAAGGUUCCAGAUUAUAUUGCAGUUCCAUGCAGCCAAGAGGACGACGUCCAUAAUGUCCAGUCGGUGAUCGAUUCUCUGUCUCUGGAUUAUCUGCAGAUCAGUCUCUCACACAUCACAGGGGAAAAUAUUGUCAGAGGAGACAAAGAGUCCAUCCGGAACCUCCUGGAAAUCUUUGAUGGUCUGUUGGAAUACCUCCAUCAGGAGAUCAAUGCAGACUCACAGAAUUCAGACGAACUGAAGGACGUUCUCGAGGAGGACGAGCACAGUGCAAACACAGAACGGGGGAGUCCUUGUGCCGCAGAGAAGGAGACGCAGCCGGAGGGAGUGUCCCGGUCGUCCAGUGUAGAAUCUGCUGUUCAGUCCAGUAAACCAUCCCUCCAUUCCUGGUCUGCUGACGAAGUGGAAUCAGCCAGUGAGCUCAUGGGGCUGGGAGUCUCGGCGCGCACCUUUACUGGCAAACAAGGCACCGUUUCUCCUUCAGCGCCGGGAGACACUCAGCAACAUCCAGAGUCUGAACUGCCCUCAGCUGUUGCUCUGCAGCCACCAAUCCUGAGCGACACGCCGCACACUCGUGGUUCCAGCUCCCGGUCGCAGAGUCACCCGCCUGCAGCUGCCGGCAUCAGCCAGCAGCAGCAGCAGCAGCAGCAGCAGCAGCAGCAGCAGCAGCAGCAGCAGCAGCAGCAGGAGCAGCAGCAGCAGCAGCAGGAGCAGCAGCAGCAGCAGCAGCAGGAGGAGGACAGUACUGCUGCCGCCCAAACUCAGACCUCUAAGGUGGUUCCAGCGCCGCUCACCAACGGAGCACAUUCUCCUGCUGUCUGUCUCUCUCCAGCUGCCAGUGAGCAGUCUUCCUCCGGCCAGCACAGAAGCCGAGCAGCAGAGCAGCAAACCCUGCAGCCAGCUAAUGGAGGCCAGAGAAAGGUGCUUUUUCGGACACAGCCAGAUGUGCUCUUCCUCACCCUGCAGGAUGAGAUGACAGCCGCCACCCCGUCUCCUCCAGACACUGAUGAAGAAGGAGAUCCCAGCUGCAGGCUCAGGGAGAAGAGUCACAGAAACUCCAGGAGGACUCGGGACGGUUUAGACGAGCCUCUGUCCUCCCGCCGACAGAGGAACAAGCAAGCAGAGCAAGAGCUGCACCACAUUUCUGAGAAACUCUCCCAUCGGCUGGAGGAACUCGAUGAAAUGCUUAAGCGGGUUUUAGGUGAAAGUGGGGAGUCCGGUGAGGUCCGAGAGGAGGACCAGCAGGAGCCACGGCGGACCCACAGACCACACUCUGGAGCACAUGGAGAAGAAUCUCCCUCACACACUCCCUCCUCCUCCUGCUCCUCUCCCCUUGGAGAUCAGAGCUUCCUGCAAGGACGGUUGGAGGACGCCAUCGCAGACGCCUUGAGCUUGGAGGACGACAGUCGGACGAACGCAGUGACGCCAAACCGCUCAAGUAGAGGAAAACGGCGCUCGUCUCAGUUUAGUGAGUAUCUGGACAGUAAAGCCUACGAGGACGAGCUGAGAAGAUAUGAAGCAAACCAGCGAGCAGAGCUCCAGGAGGCUCGUCUCAAAGCCCAGAAAGCUGAGCGAGAAUACAGAGAGGCCAUUCUCGGCUGUGACUCUGCAGAGGCCAGACUGUCGCCGCCCAGAACCAAAGCUCAGCACCGAACGCAAGCGAACACGUCUGUGAUGAGAAAACCGAGACGACCGGAGCCCCGGAGGAAAGCUCCUCAGAUGAAAAUCAAAGAGAACGACCUUCUUCCUCUGUUACGGGACGAGCUGCCUCACCUCCACGUCUCUCCUCAUGCCCUGGCUGGCAUGUGGGAGCAGCAGAUGCAGCAGGCGGACAGACUCCGCGCCGCCUCAUCUUCCAACAGCCACCGCCGCAGUAAAGUUUCCCGCCAGCUGGAGGAGGCUCAGAAGAAGCACGACCUGCUGCUGGAGCUCGUCCGCAAAGACCAGGAGCACAGCAAACGGCUGGGAGACUUUAAGGAUCGCAUCAUGCAGCAGAGGUCUGCCCAGAACCGGCUGAGGGAGCAGAAGCAGCAGGUAGCCCGCAGCAAAAAGUACCACAACGACUUCCACGUCCAGCACCGCGCCCGGCUGAUGAGGGCUCGCACUAAGGAGGAGAGGAUUUUUCGGCAGCUAUUUCAGGAGGGUUUGGAGCUGCAGAAGGCACGCCUCAGAGACCAGAGGGUGCACGCCCGAGAGCAGUGGGCGGAGCGCCAGAGGCGACACCAGGACCAGAUUGAGUCCAUGGAGAACUACUACAAAGACCAGUUUUCACUGCUGGCUGAAAAACUUGCACAGGAGCGAGAAGACGUCCAGGUUAGGAAAAAGGCUCAAGAGAAGGCUCUGCUAAAGAUGAAGAGAGAGUUGCGCUCUCGUAUGGAGCGUGAGAUCGGCGAACUGCAGAAGAUCAUCAUCCAGAACGACAACGAUGACUGGGUCCAGGACCUGGAGGUCCAGAGGCUGCGCAACAGAGUCCACAUGGCCUCCUUUCAGCACAACACUAGCUAUUUGCACUGACGGGACGCGUUUUGUCCAAACGGAAAGCAGCAGUUCAGGCCAAGAAAAAAGUACCAGAACCCGAUGCUCGGUCUCCAGAGACUGGAUUAAUGAUCAGGAUGUGUGUAGGUUCAGAACAGACUGGAAAAAAACAAUAAUGUAGCUGUUAGUGAACUGUUCUCCUUACCUCAGCUCCUAAAUCACCUCAGAACAAACUCCCAGCCUCCCCGGGUUCAGGAACCUGUAAAACGAGUGUGUUCUAAUCUCACUGUGCUGUCUUUGUGCACUUUUUUACUGUUGUUGUUGUAAUCGUUUGCCAAAGAGGGACUCAAAAAGUGCUGAUUUAGCAAAGUAAAAGUAUGAAAUGUCACACUGACGAGACUUAACCUUUUAACCAAGGAAAUGAAUUAUUUAUUUAACUUUAUUUUUAACUUGAAUUUUAUCAAAGGCUACGAUAAUCAUUCUGUCUUCAUUCCUGCUCAUCUGUGAUUGUUUUUUUGUUUUUUUUAUUCCAGACAAAUCCUUAAAAUGGUUUUGACCAAGAGUUUAACGGCUAACACUAUCUUCCUGACACUGUGUGCCCUGUCACAACCCAAUAAACAGGUGGGAUCUGUCCUGGCA